Molecule: messenger RNA, 1619 nt
Organism: Somion occarium
Lineage: Eukaryota; Fungi; Basidiomycota; Agaricomycetes; Polyporales; Cerrenaceae
Source: the annotation of a GenBank genome assembly
ACCCCCAAUUUGGCCUUGAAGCUUUGAAGAUCACAUACACAUCGUGGCAUCUCUCACAUUGGGCCACUCAACCACCAUUGUUCCAAGCAUCCGUUCUGUCGAUAAAGAAACAUGGCAGACAAGCCUCUUCCGCGUUCGAUCUUCCCGUUGCCCCAAGAAUGUCUGACCCCACGUAUCCCGCCUUUCCAAUCCUGACUUUCUUUGCUGCUGUACUCGUCCUCAUUCCACUACCAUGGCAUCUCCAAUCUCUGAACGCAGGGACAUGCCUCUUCAUGAUUUGGACCGCCAUAGCCUGUAUCAACUUGGGUAUCAAUUCGAUUAUCUGGCAUUCCAACGCAAUUGACUGGGCCCCGGUAUGGUGUGACAUAUCGUCACGUAUCAUAGUGGCGGUAGCCGUUGCGAUACCUGCAGCUUCUUUCUGUAUCAACCGCAGACUAUAUAUGAUUGCGACUAUUCAAACUGUCAGCAUUACACGGGCGGAGAGACAUCGCGCGGUUAUUAUUGACCUGCUCAUCGGAAUUGGUAUUCCGCUACUUCAGGUCGUCAUGCAAUAUGUCGUUUCUGGACAUAGAUAUGAUAUCUUUGAGGAUAUUGGCUGUUAUCCUUUCACAUAUAAUGUCACGCUAGCAUACCCUCUUUCAGUGGUUUGGCCUAUCGUUAUUGGCCUUGCUUCGGCCGUGUACUGUGUUCUCACCCUGCGCGCCUUCUCCAAACGUCGAGCUCAAUUCAGCGAGUUCCUUUCUUCGAAGACUUCCCUGAGCCCUAACCGUUAUUUUCGUCUAAUGGCCCUCGCCACUACCGAACUCCUGUGUACUACACCGAUAUCUCUCUACGGCAUGAUCCUCAACCUAACUGCUUCUCACGUUCAUCCUUGGAUCAGUUGGGAGGAUACCCAUUCCAAUUACUCCAAGGUUGCGCAAUAUCCUGCGCUUCUGUGGCGUAUGGACCGGUCAUCUGUCAUUGGUUUCGAGAUGACUCGUUGGGCCCCAUUUGCCUGUGCCUUAGUUUUCUUCGCAUUCUUUGGUUUUGCCGAUGAAGCGAGACGGAACUAUCGCCAAGCAUUGUCAGCGAUUGCAAAGCUUCUCCGUAUCCGUACAUUCUAUUCAUGGCGGUCCGCGCCAUCCAAAGUGGAAAGCCUUCCUUCAUUCGUCGCUUCGCCUCUACCCCCGUAUACUCCGUCACCGUCAAAAAGUAGAUUUCGUCUGCUCAUGUCAUCGUCAUCAUACUCAUCCACUACCAAGACAGACUCCUACAAUCCGAGUCUGGAAUUGCCUGUAUUCGAAAUCUGCAAGUCAGAUUUGUCUGCUCAAGAAAGCAUUCCCGAAACUCCUUCGACAUCAUCUUCUCACACUUUUAUAUUAUCACCGCAUAACGACCAAAUUUCACCGAUGCCUAGUGGCGAUCAUCGACCCUCAAUAAGUCUAGGAAAUCUUCCUGCAGAAGCACGAUAGGAAUUAUCAUUUUUUCUUCUCUUCAUCUCGCAUAUUCGUUUCGUUCGUCGCACCAUUUUAAGCCUUAUUCAUAUGUCGUACAAUUAUUGGCUUGUUCUGUACUUUUCUUCAUCUAUUUCAGUCAACAUUCAAUCGAACGCUAGACCCCGUCGUGUACCUGCCGUUGCG